This is a messenger RNA of Cyprinodon variegatus (sheepshead minnow), 2003 nucleotides long. RefSeq names its product G protein-coupled receptor 50 (gene mtnr1c). Gene Ontology annotation, biological process: G protein-coupled receptor signaling pathway. Gene Ontology annotation, cellular component: membrane. Gene Ontology annotation, molecular function: melatonin receptor activity. The record is from RefSeq and is a predicted model, not a curated record. NCBI's taxonomy places the organism in Eukaryota, Metazoa, Chordata, Actinopteri, Cyprinodontiformes, Cyprinodontidae. The transcript is spliced from 2 exons. The coding region runs from base 494 to 1552 and encodes 352 amino acids.
AGGGUGCACAGAGUAUCAGUUUGUAAUUCCAUCACGGUUGGGUCUUUUGAUCUGUCUGAGCAGUAAAAAUGCAAUAAUUUAAUGAAUGUUUAAUUAAAAUACCAGGCGAGAAAGAGUUAGUACUGGAGUGUAGCAUGCCCAUUACGCGCAGCAGAGCGCUCAUACCCAAACGGACGCGCUCUCCGAAUGGAGCGACAGCAGUGACCGGUGAGGAGCGCCGUUAAAACCAGAACCUUCAGCAACUCCAACACCUUGCAACUUCAACACUUUACUUCCUAGCUGCGCGUAAAGUGCAUCAGUGUCCAAUUGCCUGUGCCAUGGCUCGCCUCGUCCCUCUAAUUCUCGGAUGGAUGAGCGCGUCUUCGUGUCCAAUAAAGUUCCAUCACCUCUCCUGUGAAGAUAUUUAGUUUUUUAUAUAUUUUUUUAAGCUUCAUUUUUGACACUGAGCACUGAGGGAGCGUUGUACAUGAUGACCGUUGCAUCGUGAGGGGAGAUGGAUUUGGAGAUGAAAGAUGUGAACGCUUCGGACUGCCCGCGGAAUGAGAGCGGCUGCGAGCUCAGCGCUUCCUCCGGCGGGGUGUCCACUGCGCUGGCCAGCGUGCUGAUCUUCACCAUCGUGGUGGACAUCCUCGGGAACGUGCUGGUUAUCCUGUCCGUGUAUAGGAACAAAAAGCUCAGGAAUGCAGGUAACAUCUUUGUGGUGAGCUUGUCUGUAGCAGACCUGGUGGUGGCUCUCUACCCGUACCCCCUGGUGCUAACAGCUAUCUUCCACAAUGACUGGACCAUGGGAGACCUACACUGUCAGGCCAGCGGCUUCGUCAUGGGGCUGAGCGUCAUCGGCUCCAUAUUCAACAUCACGGCCAUUGCAAUUAACCGUUACUGCUACAUCUGCCACAGCCUCCACUACGACCGUCUCUAUAGCCUGAGGAACACCUGCUGCUACCUGGGCCUCACAUGGUUGCUCACAGCCAUCGCCACAGUGCCCAACUUCUUUGUCGGCUCUCUGCAGUACGACCCUCGUGUCUACUCCUGCACCUUCGCUCAGACUGUCAGCUCGUACUACACCAUCUCAGUGGUGGUCAUCCACUUCCUGAUCCCACUGCUUGUGGUGUCCUAUUGUUACAUGCGUAUAUGGGUUCUGGUGAUUCAAGUGAAACAUAGAGUGAAACCGGAGCAAAGGACAAGACUGAAAUCCAGCGAUGUGAGGAACUUCUUGACUAUGUUCAUGGUGUUUGUGUUGUUUGCUGUGUGCUGGGCUCCCCUGAACCUUAUAGGCCUGGCUGUAGCUAUAAACCCUGCAAAAGUAGCACCCAACAUACCAGAGUGGCUAUUUGUCACAAGCUACUUUAUGGCAUAUUUCAACAGCUGCCUCAAUGCCAUAAUUUAUGGAGUACUAAACCAAAACUUUCGUAAAGAGUACAAAACAAUCCUCCUUGCUCUUUGUGUUCCACGUUUGCUCCUCAUGGAAACAUCCAGGUGUGCCACAGAGGGGCUGAAGAGUAAGCCGUCACCUGCAGUCACGAACAAUAACAUAGCUGAAAUAAAUGUAUAAAUUGAUGUUACACUGAGCAAGUACUAGUGCCAUGUUUCACUCAGUGCCUGUUGUGGACGUGUUUUUCUUGUUUAUAUCUGUGGAGAGUUUUAGUUAUUCCCCAAACCUGUGCACAGUUGAAACUUGGGGGGAAAAAAGUACUGAGUUUUCAAAGUAACAUCAGUGCCUCUUGCUACAUUACAAGAUUCUGAAAAGAUCAUUUAAUCUAAGGAAAUUCAUUUAAAAACUACAACAAAUUCAUAAUAUAGGUCCAUCACGCACGUUAAUGUAAUUUGUUUGCUUUCUUUAAAAUUCUGUUGUCUUUGAUCAUUUUGUCUCACAAUACUUGAAAAACACAAAUCAUUGUCUAUUAAAAAAGUUGAAUAUGAAAUGAGAAUAAUCAUAAAAAAUAUAUAUAUUUUAUUAUAUAAAUGCUGCCAAAGGAGAGGUGAGGUUUUCUAUACCUUAUGCA